Gongylonema pulchrum is the source of this 471-nucleotide messenger RNA. The record is from the annotation of a GenBank genome assembly. Lineage: Eukaryota; Metazoa; Nematoda; Chromadorea; Rhabditida; Gongylonematidae.
AUGAAUGUGGUUAGUGCCAGUAUGCGGCGAGCGAUCGAAAAAUUUUUGCACCUCCGGCGUACAGCCUAUCCAUCGCACGCGAAGAAUGCCCGAUGCUCGGAACCGCGUAAUUUGACCGACUUAUCAAUUGAACAGUGCCGGCACCCACAUUGCCAGACACUGGUUUUGACGGAUCAUGACACAGGUUCGGCGUUUACGAUGCGCGGCUGUGCUGAAACAUUUGGUGCAAUAAACGAAGAAUUAUUAGAUGCACGUGGAGAUAAUAAGUGCAAGAGGUUGCACGAUCAAAUCGAUAUCCAAGAAUGCAUCUGCAAGUAUCGGCGGUAUUGUUAUCCAGGUCCCGAACGUGCACUUUAUGAUGCACAAGCAUCAGCAGUUGCCUUAUCAUCGUCAAACGUAUUGUCACUACUGAGCGUUACUUUUUUUCUUAUUUUAAGGCUUGCUUUUUUUGCAGUUAUAUUCGAUAGCUAA